This is a messenger RNA of Aspergillus aculeatinus CBS 121060, 2405 nucleotides long. Its product is annotated as Protein kinase domain-containing protein. The coding region runs from base 203 to 2221 and encodes 672 amino acids. Gene Ontology annotation, molecular function: protein serine/threonine kinase activity; ATP binding. The record is from RefSeq and is a predicted model, not a curated record. Gene Ontology annotation, biological process: protein phosphorylation; intracellular signal transduction. NCBI's taxonomy places the organism in Eukaryota, Fungi, Ascomycota, Eurotiomycetes, Eurotiales, Aspergillaceae. The transcript is spliced from 6 exons.
UGUUCACUGAAUCUCUCCAGCAUCAACUGCUUUCUUCCUGAUAGUUCUUUCAAUCUCAUCCAAAGGGACCAAGAGAACUCAUUUAAAAUGGAGUCCCCCCAUGGCUUCCGUGGCGAUGAGGGGUAUCCAGAUAAAACGCUAGACUAUAUGGUCCUUGCUCAACAGAAUCACGAACUCAUCUAAACCACUACCGAGAGUCACUAUGAGUUCUUUUCCAGUACAGAGAUGGGGCUAUGAUUUUCGACACCUUAUUGACCUGAUCACCCGUGACAGAAAGCACGAUCCUAAGUACUUCCACAGUUACCGGCACAUUCGAAAAUAUGAUUCAGAACUCGCUGCAGUCAUCCGUGAGCUCCUAGAGCCGGGCACUAACCUUGCGAGUAAUUUCCCAAGCCUUCAUCAAGUUCUCUCCCAUCGCUAUAAUGCAGCCUUGGCUGGCCGGGAAACAGAAGUAUCCCGAUGCCGGCACGUCGAGAAGGAUAGCGGCGAGAGAUACGAUAGCCACCAGUACCAGACUCAGCUUCUACGGCACCCGGAACUCUAUGUAGGCAGGGGUGAGGAGGCUAGGAAGAUAGGUCUCAGAUGGAAGUCUCUAUGCAAAAUACUGAAGAAACAACACUUCGUUAUCCGGGGCAUCCUCGGCAGUGGAAGUUACGGUAUUGUCCUCCUUGCCCAUAAAAGAGACGAUGAAGGUCGCUUGUACGCUAUCAAGAUGGAGAACCUGGUUACAAUCGCCACAACGGUGAAUUAUCACGAGGAAUACAGGGUUGUCGGCGCGAUUGGACCCUCACCGGUAAUGGCGCCCUUGUUCUUACAAGACGAUGAACACCACUACAUCCCAGUUGAGGCGUACAUUCUGCUUCUUGCCAACGAGUGUGGCCGGUUCCCGACCCUUGACUCGGUCUACUCCCACAAGUUAUACCAGGCCAUCGUGAUGUCCGCCCACCUCGAUGAGGCCGUUGCCCAAGCUUCUUAUACCCCCAAAAACCCUGAUUAUGACGAAUUGCUCGCGCGGAAAUUCGGGGCUUGCACCGCCAGUCAACUCAUAAGAUACAAGAAAUCGUCGCUGGAGGAGCACAUGGUCUGCAAGGUUGCAUCUCAACUCCUGGAAGGCGUCGCCUAUUUGCGCGACAUGCAUAUCUGCCACGACGAUCUCAAGAACGAUAAUUUCAUCGUAGAAGAAGACUUGAACACCAUCAUCAUAGACAUCGGACUCUACACAUUCGCCCUCACCGAUAACGACUAUCUCAAGGGAGAAUUCACCUACGUACCCGCGUACGAAGGCGGCCUCACGCCGGAAUUGACCCUCGAGCUCUUUAGGGCCCGCUAUAUAGAUGAAGCGCAGAAGGAUUCGCAGUUCCAGAUUAAGCUCCCCCACGACCAGCGGAUGACCGGCCUGUGGGUGCUGGCCUCGAACAUCUACGAGCUGCUGCACGGAAUCGCACCCUGGGAGGACCCCAAGUGGGACCGGCACAUCGGCUAUGUGCAGGAUUGGCGGCAACCCGGGGUUGACCAGACAAUCUACGCCGAUCGAAAGCAAGCGCUCAACGCACGGCGAAAAAGGGUCAUCAACAAGGAAUUGCCGCUCUCGGAGAUGCUCUCGCAGGACUGCGCCGAUGCCAUGCUGAUGAUGUUCGCCAAGGACCCUGGGGACCGACCCACGCUGCCGGAGGUGGAGUCCUGUGUGUGGUUUGGGCAGUGGAAAUACGAGUCUGACGAUCGCGACAGGUUCAGGCGGCCGGGCAACAGUCUGGAACGCAGGCAGCAGGAUCAGCAGCAGGUUCAGCAGCAGGCGCAGCAGCAGGCUCAGCAGCAGGCGCAGCAGCAGGCACAGCAGCAGGUGCAACAGCAAGCGCAACAGCAGGCGCAGCAGCAGGCGCAGCAGCAGGCGCAACAGCAGGCGCAACAGCAGGCGCAACAGCAGGCGCAACAGCAGGCGCAACAGCAGGCGCAACAGCAGGCGCAACAGCAGGCGCAACAGCAGGCGCAACAGCAGGCGCAACAGCAGGCGCAACAGCAGGCGCAACAGCAGACUCAGCUCCAGGCUCAGCUCCAGGAACAGCACCAGGCUCAGCUCCAGGCAGCACAGCAGCAGGCACAACUCCAGGUACAGCAGCAAGCACAACUCCAGGCGCAGCAGCAAGCACAAAACCUGAUACAGAUAGCGGCAGCAGUCAACCAGCUUAUCGCAGACAACGACGGGGACCAAAUGCAAGAAUAGGCGUGGAUCGCUUUCCUGUGGUUGUUUAUUCUUUCCGCAUUGUUUGGUGCUAUGUGGAAAAGGAUAGAUUUAUAGACGUACAAGGCUAAGCCUUGGAAGAAUGAUAGAUGGAUGCAUUAUGCCCGAUCCCGAAAACCCCUAGCCACGAAUGUGAUAACAGUGCAAGAAACAAGGCAGAAAACAA